This is a messenger RNA of Arabidopsis thaliana (thale cress), 924 nucleotides long. RefSeq lists its product as uncharacterized. Bases 385 to 762 code for a protein of 125 amino acids. The record is from RefSeq and is marked reviewed. The transcript has a single exon. NCBI's taxonomy places the organism in Eukaryota, Viridiplantae, Streptophyta, Magnoliopsida, Brassicales, Brassicaceae.
UCAACAAACGAAAACUAUCUUAAAAGACGUUGACCUUAAUUUUGGCCUUUUAUCCAAAGGAUCCUAAGCGCAAGUAACCGAAGCCAACAACAUAAUGUAUAGAGUAGAGAAAGUAGAAGAACCAAAAGAAGAAAGCAACAAGCCAACAACAAAGGAGGCAACUUUUUUUUAGUUUAGUUAAUGACCGUUUCAAAGUAACAGCUCUUUCCUAUGUCUUCCACAUGUUCCACCAUAACCGAACGCUACUUUUGCGCCCUCAUUGACAACACACCAAAACCUCUCUCCCUUUUAAUCUCCUCUUUACAUCACUCUUUCCAUCUUCCUCUUUCCUUCUCUCGUUUUUGCUUUUAUGCUCAUUCCCUUAAUCGUUGAGUCUGAAUCGUGAUGGAGAACAGUGUGAACAUGUUUGGGAAAAGUGAGUCCCCGAGAUCACCCACUAGACUGCAGAAGCAAGCACCCACGGCUCUGCAUCUAGGCCUUGUUCCCGAGAACCCCUUCUUACAGCAGUCUUCUGAUGUGGUUGGAACGACAGCUAUUCCUCUGCUUUCACCUCUUUUUGUGUCUCCAAGUCCGCACUCUUCUCUCUCUAAAGAAGGGGACGAUUCCAUGUUACCGGUGGGAUUAACUGAAAAGAACGGAUCUCAGCCGUCAAUGGACCAGAAGGAAGGGCCGCAAUAUUCAGCCAAGGCCGACCAUAGCAACCAGAUGGCUCUCAUGAAUAUGUUUCAGACCAAGUUCGUGCUUGUAGACCAUUCACAGUAAGGGUUUUAGGCUUUUAGCAUUUAGGAUGGUCUUACUGUCUUAGUGCUUUUCAAUAGUCUUGUACAAACCCAUUUCUUAAGAUGCUGUAAGCCUGUAAUAAGAGAGGGCUACAUAUAAUUGUAAGUAAGAUCCAGCUUUUGAAAAGUCAAUUUCCAUUGUGUG